AUGCAUUUACCAGAAAAAGUCGUCGCUGGUACACAUAAUACUGAAUUAGAAUUUAAACGUCGUUUAAAAAUUUAUAAUGAACUUGGAGAUGAUACACAUCCAGCAAAAUUUUUCGAAGAUGCUGAUCGACCAGGCGAAACAAUUAAAAUUGAUGAUGAUCGAAGUAUAAAUCAUCGAAAUAUAGUUGAAAAAAUAAUGGAACGUGUUAAAGAACCUCAUAAUUAUGGUCCAACACCUGAAGAACAAGAACAUGCAAAACGUAGAGAAUUAAAUGAAAAAGAAAAACAUGAACGGGAAGAACGCGAGGAACGUGAAAGAGAUGAACAAGAAGCAGCUAAUGAUCGAAUGAAAAAACAAAAAGAAUGGACAGCAAAAUUAGAACAAAUAAAACGUGAAGAAUUUGAUAUGCUUGAUGCACAAUCAACACCAUUGAGAAAUUAUCUUAUGGCACAUGUUAUGCCAACAUUAACAAAAGCAUUAAUUGAAUGUUGUCAAGUACGACCUGAAGAUCCAGUUGAUUUUGUGGUUCGUAUUUUUCUUUCUUUUUUUUAGGAUGCUGACGAUUCAUCGAUAUUACCCACUGAAAUACGUAAAGUACCAAAAAGUAUAGAAGAAAUUGUACGAAUAACAAAAUUUAGUAAAUCAGAAAUACGAUUACUUUAUAAAGGUUUUAAACAGGAAUGUCCAAAGGGUGCCGUUACUCAACGAGAAUUUCAAACAAUUUAUUCACAUUUUUUUCCUCAUGGCAAUUGUCAAAAUUAUACAAGUUUUUUAUUUCGUGUUUUAGAUAGACGGAAACGAAUGUAUUUUACAUUUGAAGAUUAUAUCCAAACGUUAUCAAUUUUGGUGCGUGGGAGUAUCAAGGAAAAACUUCAUUGGAUCUUUCGUUUCUAUGAUAUUUAUGAUGAUGGUAAAUUAACAAAACAAACAUUUGAAACGAUUGUUCGUUCAUUAUAUAAUCUUCUUGGACCAAAUAUUUUUAUUCAUCAACCAGUUACUGAAGAAACAAUUCGAAAACAUUCAACUGUUUUAUUUGAAAAAAUUGAUCUUCAUCAUUCUGGAAGUAUUAGUUUAGAUGAUUUUAUAAAAUAUUGUUUACGUAACGAACAAUUAAUAAACGAAAUUGAUUUACUAUCGUCAACUGCUGUUUAA
Molecule: messenger RNA, 1152 nt
Organism: Rotaria sp. Silwood2
Lineage: Eukaryota; Metazoa; Rotifera; Eurotatoria; Philodinida; Philodinidae
Source: the annotation of a GenBank genome assembly